Messenger RNA from Fusarium oxysporum Fo47, 496 nucleotides. RefSeq lists its product as uncharacterized. The transcript has a single exon. NCBI's taxonomy places the organism in Eukaryota, Fungi, Ascomycota, Sordariomycetes, Hypocreales, Nectriaceae. The coding region runs from base 101 to 400 and encodes 99 amino acids. The record is from RefSeq and is a predicted model, not a curated record.
GACUUCUCGAAGGUUUCACAUCGCACCCCAGCAUCGCGCAGGAUCAUACCUCGACGCUUGAGAAGAUGAACUGGUAGUCGGAUUGAGUUCCUAUCAAUCCAUGUUGACGAUCUACUACGGUAUGGAGCGGGAGGUCAAGAGGCUCGGUCCAUACGAGUCGAGCAAGUUCCUUUGUGGUUUGUUUGAUGCAAGACAUUUUGCAUUGCUGUUGAUGGAGCACUUUGAGCUUCACCAUCAAGCACAACAUCCGCCUAAUGGGAAUAGAUCCUUCCGGGGCACGUGUGAUAGGAGCGAGAUACAGAGGCCGAAACGAAACUGCGAUUCUGCCUCAACCGUAUCCAGCAAGCCUUUGGUCUAUGGUACAGUCUACAAUGCUAGUACGGCCUGUCAAUGUGAGUAGUCUGGUGGCCUUCCCGUCAACCUUAUCAACCAACACCGCACGGUCUUGGGCAUGCCCUCGAUGAAAACUGCCAACCUACCAACCCACGUGGAACAG